CUGUGACUUCCUCACCUCUCAGAGGGGCAGGAGUCUGGGGCUCCUAUCUGCUCUGGCUCAGUCGCUCGGGGCUCUAGGCCCCACAUACCACCAAGGAGCAUUGGCUAAUUGCACUUCCUGAACACUGCACCUCCAGGGGCCCUAAUGGCUAUAAAGGAAGCCAGCUUGGGCACAGCAUCACAGAGAUCUCUUGCUUGUACACGGUUUGGACGAAACAGACCUAGAGACGCCCCUUCUUCCAGGCUCCGACCACCCUCCAACCUCUUACCCAGUACCACCUUCAAAACCACCUCAGCCUUCCUCAGUCUCCGAGACCACCAUCACGAUUAUCUGAACUUAACUCCUUGUAAGAAACAACCAUGAGCUCCCAAAUUCGUCAGAAUUAUUCCACUGAAGUGGAGGCAGCGGUCAACAGCCUGGUCAACCUACAUCUGUACGCCUCCUAUAACUACUUGUCUCUGGGCUUCUAUUUCGACCGGGACGAUGUGGCUCUGCAGGACGUGGGCCACUUCUUCCGGGAGUUGGCCAAGAAGAAGCGCGAAGACGCCGAUUGUCUCUUAACGCUGCAAAACCAGCACGGUGGCCGCAUUCUUCUCCAGGAUGUGCAGAAGUCUUCCAGACAUGAGUGGGGUACAACUCAGGACGCCAUGGAAGCAGCCUUAGCCUUGGAGAAGACCCUGAACCAGGCCCUCUUGGAUCUGCAUGCCCUGGCUUCUGCCCGCACAGACCUUUAUCUCUGUGACUUCCUGAAGAACCAGUUCCUGGAUGAGGAGGUGAAACUCAUCAAGAAAAUGUGCGACCACCUGAUUAACAUCCACAGGCUGGGCGGCCCCCAGGCUGGGUACGGUGAGUAUCUCUUCGAAAGGCUCACCCUCAAGCACGACUAGGAAGGCUUUGGAGCCCAGAGGCCUUCGAGGGGCCCCUCUGCAUUUCCGUGGUGUCUGGCUUUUGCCUGAGCCUCACCCUGGAACCCUCUCCCAUGCAUUGGA
Messenger RNA from Artibeus jamaicensis (Jamaican fruit-eating bat), 989 nucleotides. Its product is annotated as ferritin light chain-like. Gene Ontology annotation, biological process: iron ion transport; intracellular iron ion homeostasis. Gene Ontology annotation, molecular function: ferrous iron binding; ferric iron binding. The record is from RefSeq and is a predicted model, not a curated record. The coding region runs from base 360 to 887 and encodes 175 amino acids. Gene Ontology annotation, cellular component: cytoplasm. Lineage: Eukaryota; Metazoa; Chordata; Mammalia; Chiroptera; Phyllostomidae. The transcript is spliced from 4 exons.